UCUUCAGAUAGAGAAUUGGGUGUCUGAAGAACAGAGGAAGAUAGUUGAUACUAUGGCAAAGGUGGGUCUACUGUUGUCUGGUUUGAUUGAAGAUGCGACUGGUGAUUCGGGUUUGGGUUGCAGUAGGAUAGAGUUGAAGUCUCAUGCUUUUAGCCUCAAUUCGAUGUUGAAGGAGGUUGCAAGCGUUGGGAAGUUAAUGUGUGAUAUCAGAGGCCUGAAUUUUGAAAUUCAGGUUUGCGGGAAGGUGUCAGGACAGGUGAUUGGGGAUGAAAUGAGGAUCAUUCAGGCCAUUUUAUUGAUGGUUGUUAAGAUUUUGGGUUUUCAAGAAUGUGGCACUGUUUUUGUAUCUGUAGUUGUAGAAGAUGGUUCUCAGGAGUGGAAGCAAUAUGUAUGCAAGGGAUUGGUUCUCUUGAAAUUUGAAAUCCGUGGAGUUUACUCGGGAAAAAACUACCCGAGUUUGUUGCAAAUGCGAAAGAAUUUCGAGAACAACAGAUAUGAAGACAGAAAUCCUUGGAAUGGUUUCAGCGUUUGUGAAAAAAUGGCCAAGCUCAUGCAUGGGAGUGCAUCAAUUGGCCACAACUCAAAAGACCUAAGUAGAACCUUGAAAUUGACAAUCAGAUUACCCAUUCGACAUUCACAUGGAGGUCUUGUUCAACCGAGGCUUAUGGACCCUGAGACUGUGCGGUGCCUUUUGAAAGGAAUGAAAACAAGCCUUGCAGAUAGUGAUGGUUUCAACCAAUAUGCUACCAGGAAGCAUUUAGAAAACAUGGGAUGUCAUCUAACAACUGUGUCGUCUUGGGGCCAAUGCUUGGAAACGCUUCGUUCAAGCAAGAACUACUACCAUCUACUACUAAUAGACCUAGACAUUUUUGAGGAAGAGGGUAGUGAAGUGAUUGCUCAGAUAAGAAAAUUAAGAUUGGAAAGCUGCCUUCGAAUAGUUGUGUUGACAUCAAGGUCUGACAGUGAUAUCUGGGAUAGGUGUGUUCAGUAUGGAUUUCAUGGUGUUAUUCGCAAGCCUAUUGUUUUGCAAGAGAUGGAAGAUGAGUUGCAAAGGAUUUUUCACCAAACAAGGGUACACUCUCCUCCUAUACAAAACAACCGGAAUGACUAAACGUUUUAACUUUCUGUUUACCCCUAUAGAGACGGUGGUUCCUUCGCUUAACAUCCUCGUAUAUCAGAUAACAAUGGAAAGAGAGAUAGAAAAAGAACCAGUGUUUGACUUAGAAAAUUCAAACCUACCAUUUAGUUUUUGUCCCCGUCCUUCAGGUACAUGGAAUGUGGAGGUUCAAUGUUGCAUUAUCUAAGUGAAUUCCUAGAUUGAUUUGUAUUUUCUUUGUGGUUCAAUUAAUCUCUAUACCCAUUUACUUCUAAUU
Messenger RNA from Camellia sinensis, 1373 nucleotides. Lineage: Eukaryota; Viridiplantae; Streptophyta; Magnoliopsida; Ericales; Theaceae. The record is from RefSeq and is a predicted model, not a curated record.